Messenger RNA from Leptonychotes weddellii (Weddell seal), 1160 nucleotides. Lineage: Eukaryota; Metazoa; Chordata; Mammalia; Carnivora; Phocidae. The record is from RefSeq and is a predicted model, not a curated record.
GUGAAAAACCUCACAGAAGAGAUGGCAGGCCUGGACGAAACCAUCGCAAAGUUGACCAAGGAGAAGAAGGCCCUCCAAGAGGCCCACCAGCAGACCCUGGAUGAUCUGCAGACAGAAGAAGACAAAGUCAACACCCUGACCAAAGCUAAAACCAAGCUAGAGCAGCAAGUGGAUGACCUUGAAGGGUCUCUAGAGCAAGAAAAGAAACUUCGAAUGGAUCUAGAAAGGGCAAAGAGGAAACUGGAGGGUGACCUAAAAUUGGCCCAAGAAUCCACAAUGGAUGUAGAAAAUGACAAGCAGCAACUUGAUGAGAAACUCAAAAAGAAAGAAUUUGAAAUCAGCAAUCUGCUAAGCAAAAUUGAAGAUGAGCAGGCAGGAGAAAUUCAACUACAGAAGAAGAUCAAAGAGCUGCAGGCCCGCAUCGAGGAGCUGGAGGAGGAAAUUGAGGCAGAGCGGGCCUCCCAGGCCAAAGCAGAGAAGCAGCGUUCUGAUCUCUCCCGGGAACUGGAGGAGAUCAGCGAGCGCCUGGAAGAAGCCGGCGGGGCCACUUCUGCCCAGAUUGAGAUGAACAAGAAGCGCGAGGCUGAGCUCCAGAAACUUCGCCGGGAUCUGGAGGAGGCCACCCUACAGCACGAAGCCACAGCGGCCGCACUCCAGAAGAAGCACGCGGACAGCGUGGCCGAGCUCGGGGAGCAGAUAGACAACCUGCAGAGGGUCAAGCAGAAGCUGGAGAAGGAGAAGAGCGAACUGAAGAUGGAGAUCGAUGACCUUGCCAGUAAUGCAGAGGCCAUUUCCAAAGCAAAGGGGAACCUUGAAAAGAUGUGUCACACUCUGGAAGAUCAGGUGAGUGAACUUAAGACCAAAGAAGAGGAGAAGCAGCGGCUGAUCAAUGACCUGACGGCUCAGAGAGCACGUCUGCAGACAGAAGCAGGUGAAUAUUCCCGACAAUUAGAUGAGAAAGAUGCUUUAGUCUCUCAGCUUUCAAGAAGCAAACAAGCAUCUACGCAGCAGAUCGAGGAGCUGAAACGUCAGCUGGAGGAAGAAACUAAAGCCAAGAACGCCCUGGCCCAUGCCCUGCAGUCCUCCCGCCACGACUGUGACCUGCUGCGGGAACAGUAUGAGGAGGAGCAGGAAUCCAAGGCCGAGCUGCAGAGGGCGCU